AUGAAACCUGCAGCACUUUCAAGAUUGUUCCCCUGCAUAAUUCCUCGAGAGUUUUUACUCGCGGCGCAUCGAAGAAAUUUAUUGAUUACAUGCAUAAGCGGUAACCAUUCUCCAUCUCAUAUCCCCCCACACAGUUCUCCGAAACUACCCCCUGCUGCCAUGAAACUGGUGCUUCAAAUUCUACGAGAAAACUUAUCAAAAGUGUCUUCCUUGGCACUAUUUGCAGGUGUACUCACCUCGGGCAAUGACACGACGAUCAACCACAACAACAACAGCGGCAUUAUCAAGUUGGAUGUUGUCAAGGGCGAUGCAAACACCUCCUACUUACCAUACAUGGUUGAGAUCGAGAUCGGCUCCAAUCGAGAAAAGUCCUCUCUCGUCUUGCUGAACUCCGCUGGAGACAUCAUGGUUCAAUCAUCCAAUGAAGAGUGUUACAACCCGCCCGGAGACUUGUGUGAUUAUUCUGUAUUUAUUCCCGGCCACUUUGACGAGUCCAACUCCACCUCGUUCCACGCAAACGACACCUUCUCUGAGUCCAUAUUGUCCGGUAUGGACGGUCCAACGCGCUGGGGCCAUGACUCCGUGGUCGUUGGUGGCGUCGAGGUGAAAGACAUGUCGUUCGGUCUUACCAAAGAUAUGGAUUAUGGAGUGUUUGGCAUUGGCCUCAUGUAUGGUGAACUAACAAAAAUCUUCGACAACCAGAUCUAUGAGAACCUUCCGCUUAAAAUGAAGAGCCUGGGGUUGAUCAACCGGGCUGCAUACUCGGUCUUCUUGAACUCGACCAACGCCACCACGGGUGUUGUCUUGUUUGGAGGGGUGGACCACGCCAAGUACGAGGGCCAGCUCACCACCAUGCCCAUGGUGUUUGACGAGUACACCGUGGAAGGGAUUGUUCUUCGUGAUUUUUACAUUGCAGAGAAUGGUAGUAGAAAAUAUAACAUGACCAACUCCACCACAUACCAAGCUACCUUGGACAUCGAUUCCCGAUUCUCAUCAUUCCCCAUGGGGUUGGUUGACCAUUUCGUUGAUGUACUUGAUGGUAGCUACGACAAGAGUAUCAAUGCGUACCAGGUGCCAUGCAUUGGCCACUCGGACAUCUCACUUGUUUUCGACUUUUCGGGCAAGGUCAUUGAAGUUCCCUACUCCGAGUUCAUCACCACACACCGAGGUCGAUGUGUCAUAGCGGAGGAAAGAUAUGCAACAAAGUUCAAAUUAGGAGUGAACUUCAUGAGAAGCGUCUAUGCUGUGUUUGACAUGGAGGACAAGACCAUUUCUCUAGCCCAAGCCAAGUACUCCAACGACGACGAGGAUCUCGAGGCCAUUUCCAACACCAUCCCCAGUGCUACCAGAGCACCACACUACUUGGAAACAUCCUUCCGUGAGCCGGAUAGAUUCUCAUACACGACCACUCCUACUGGGGAUUACGAUAUGAGCACGGAAACAGGAAUUACAUUGCAUACGGAUACGUCUACGGAUACGUCUACUGGUGAUGUUCUUCCUUCUCAACCCGUGGGAGCGUCCUCCAGCUCUACAAAGGGUGAGGCGGUGGCCAUCUAUGGCACCAGCUCCAUCUGUCUACUUGCUUCUCUCCUUGUCUACCUUGCAAUCCUUUAAUUCUUGUUCUAUUUAGUAGAUCUAAUGUGGAGUGCCAGCGGAGCGGCUUGCGCACCCGGUAGGGUAGCCCUACUCACUUCCCUGCGGGCCGGCCCGCCACACUCUCCGCUCAAACCAUGUUCGGCAGAUGCACAAUAGUCAAAGCCCCGAUCCUAUCUGGUGGUUGAGCAACCUCGUGACACAGAGUACCGCGUUACGAACAACCACUGAUUGGGCCACUUGGGAUGUGAGGAGAAGAGGAGAGAGCUAAUUAGAAACUACAGUUGGAAGG
This is a messenger RNA of [Candida] anglica, 1885 nucleotides long. The record is from the annotation of a GenBank genome assembly. Lineage: Eukaryota; Fungi; Ascomycota; Pichiomycetes; Serinales; Debaryomycetaceae.